Mesocestoides corti is the source of this 1050-nucleotide messenger RNA. Lineage: Eukaryota; Metazoa; Platyhelminthes; Cestoda; Cyclophyllidea; Mesocestoididae. The record is from the annotation of a GenBank genome assembly.
AUGCAAUCAGCGUUGAUUGUAAUCACGAGUUCUCGCCUUGAGGCAAAUACGAUGAUUUUUGUUGAUCCACCAGCACCGGCUGUCGUGACAGUGACGUCGGUUUCCACCACGUCGGUGGUUGUUCGCGUCGAGAAACCAACUGAUGCCACAGGAAUUGGCCGGUACGAGGUGAGAGUUGAUGGAGUGGGUACGACGCCAGCAUGCACCAUUCCGUCCGGGGAUAAGCUCGAAUGUCAAGUGGAUGGUCUGCGACCUGGCACUGCGUACAAGGUGGCAGUGAGCUCGUGUAUCAGUGGCACAGUUCCGGCAGUGUGCAGUGAGGACACGAGGGCAUCAGGAUGGACCCGACCAAAUGCACCAGCUGACGUGGCGGUGGUGCCGAGUUCCAGCACAUCGGUUGCCGUUCGUUUCAAGGCACCGACAGACGCCACAGGAAUCGGCCGCUACGAGGUGACAGUUUCCGGAGUGGAGCUAAUCAAAUCGUGCACAAUACCACUUGGAGAAGAACUUGAGUGUCGAGUGGAUGGCCUGCAGUCUGCUUCCAAGUUCGAAGGGACAGUGAAGUCCUGCAUCAACGACACCGAUCCAGCCGUGUGCAGUGAGGAUGUAGUGGCGUCCGGAUGGACAAAGCCGAACCCGCCUGCGGAGAUGCUGAUCCUUCCAAGUUCAUCUUCAUCGGUAUUUGUUCGAGUCACGCCCCCGAGUGAACCAACAGGGAUUCGUCUUUACACGGCGUCGGUAGUUGGUGUCAAUGAGACGAGUUUGUGCGUUAUGUUAAACAUGGAGAACCCCGGGUGUCGACUGGAUGGCUUGCAAUCUGCCACGGAGUACAAUGUGUCGGGGAACGCCUGCGUCAGUACCGCAGAUCCGAUGGUCUGCAGUGAAAGUGUGACGGCGUCGGGUUGGACAAAACCGAAUUCCCCUAGCAAUAUGACCCUAGGAAGCGUUGACUCUACGAGCAUCUACGUCAGUUGGCAGAAGCCGGAGGGCAUGAUGAAUGGCAUCACGCUAUACAAGGCUUUGGCGAGGCAAAGCUCCAGAGCAGUGGAG